Beauveria bassiana ARSEF 2860 is the source of this 1548-nucleotide messenger RNA. RefSeq names its product kynurenine 3-monooxygenase. Bases 1 to 1548 code for a protein of 515 amino acids. The record is from RefSeq and is a predicted model, not a curated record. The transcript has 4 exons. NCBI's taxonomy places the organism in Eukaryota, Fungi, Ascomycota, Sordariomycetes, Hypocreales, Cordycipitaceae. Gene Ontology annotation, cellular component: mitochondrial outer membrane. Gene Ontology annotation, biological process: quinolinate biosynthetic process; L-tryptophan catabolic process; NAD+ metabolic process. Gene Ontology annotation, molecular function: kynurenine 3-monooxygenase activity; FAD binding; NAD(P)H oxidase H2O2-forming activity.
AUGGCACCGCCGCAGAAAAUGGUCAUAGUGGGCGCCGGCCCGGUUGGCUCACUGGCCGCCCUGUAUGCAGCUCGACGAGGCUACCAAGUCGAGGUGUACGAGUUGCGACCUGACCUCCGGGACCCCCGCAUCGUUCCCCUCAACUUUACAAAGUCCAUCAACCUCGCGCUCUCGGAGCGAGGCAUUAACGCCAUCCGCCAUGCCGAUCUGCCGGAUCUGCUCCAGGAUAUUCUCGGAGCCUGCGUGCCUAUGCGCGGCCGCAUGAUUCACGGCAAGAAGCCUUCUGGAGCCUUGUAUGAAGUGCCUCAGGAUUUUGACAUCCACGGCCGAUGCAAUCUAGCCAUGGACCGCGGCGCUUUAAACGCCAGGCUCCUGGACGCUCUUGAGGAUCUGCCCAAUGUCGAGCUCCUUUUUAAUCACAAGCUCACCGGCGCCGACUUUCGCAAGCGCAAGGCCUGGAUCGAGAACCGGGACCGGCUCUCGCCGAGCGGCCGCCCGCGCGAGAUGGAGAUUGAUUUCGACAUCAUGUUGGGCGCCGACGGCGCGCACUCGGCGGUGCGCUACCACAUGAUGAAGUUUUCGCGCAUGGACUACCAGCAGGAAUACAUUGACACGCUCUGGUGCGAGUUUCGCAUUGAACCCGGCAAGGCGCGGGCCGACGGCUCCGAGACGUGGAAAAUCUCGCCAAACCAUUUGCACAUCUGGCCGGGCAAGGAUUUCAUGUUUAUUGCGAUUCCUAGCGAGGACGGCUCAUUCACCUGCACGCUCUUCUUACCGGCCAACUAUUUCGCAGAGCUCGAGGCCGACCCCUCACAGGUCCCGAGUUUCUUUGAUGUCCACUUUCCAGGUGUGAGAGACCACAUCUCCGACGCCUCUCUCGUCGAGGCCUUCAACACGAACCCGCACCUGCCCCUCAUCAGCCUCAAGUGCAAGCCUUACCACUUUGGCUCUUCGGGCGUCAUUAUCGGCGACGCGGCGCACGCCAUGGUCCCAUUUUACGGACAGGGCAUGAACACGGGCAUGGAAGACGUCCGCAUCCUAUUUUCCAUCCUCGAUAAGCAUGCGGCCCAGCUCGCCGAGACCAACAACCCGCUCGUCGGCGAUUCCGCGUCCGACUCGGACGAGGACGAGGAGGUCUCUGCCGCCGCCGCCGCCUCCGAGCAGGCACAUGCGCAGGCACUCGCUGAGUACUCGGCUACGCGUUGGGUCGACGCCUACACUAUUAACGACCUUGCGUUCCAAAAUUACGUUGAGAUGCGCACAUCGCAGUCGGUCGCGUACAAGCUCCGCAAGUCCUUUGAGGAGUUCUUGUCCUAUCGCCUCCCGUGGCUUGGGUGGCAGACAAAGUACUCGCUCGUCGUGUUUAGCAACCGUCCGUAUUCCGAGUGCGUGCGCAGAACAGACAGGCAGGGCCGGGUGUUGGGCCGGCUGCUUGCCGGGCUGGCGACGAGCCCGUUCCUGGCGGCGGGUAUCUUCGUCGCGUAUAGCUACCGCAGGCCGCUCAAGGAAUUGUGGCACAAUGCCGUCGCUAUAUGGCAAAUGAUGUAA